AUCCAUCAGCCUCAACACGGAGCACAAACACCUUUGCUCAGAUCUGAAAAGUUCUUGACCGCAGCCAUGAUGACUGAGAAUGUUUUGUUUGGAUUUUGGUUCUAUCUGCCGGCUGUCUUUUUCCUGGUCGGGCCUGGUCUGGCUCAGGACUUUGAUCCAGCGCAGUGCCUCGCCUCCUCGAACUACAAUCUGAUGAGGAUGCCAACGAGUAUGGAUUGGAAAAGCUGCCAGCAGGAUUGUGUAGCAGACCCAGGCUGCCACAUGGCCGUGAUGUCCACUCCAUUGGACGGCUCAACUGAGUGUCUGCUGGUCAACUGUCUCAACCAGGGCCGACUCUCAACGCCCCGAGAUCCGAGCGCGAGCAUCCGUGUUUACCCCAAGAGCACCAUAGACAAAGAAACAAGGAAGUAUACAGACGAGAAAUAUCUUUGCUAUCGGCCCAUGGAUCAUGGUCAAAGACCUCCACUUCGCUUCACUUACCCCCGCCCCAUCACCCCAGAAGAAAUCCUCGAUCACAACUUCUUCUUCUACAACGUGUCGAGUUGGAGGUGUGAGGGGUUCCACUUCAGAGGCAGUGUGUCUAACGGGAACAUAUUCCGCACAGUGGAGCAGUGUCAAGAUCUCUGUGGGGAUGUUAAAGCAACUACAAAGAGUCAACCUGCUGUGGAUCCAGGAAGUGAUACGGACUGCACUUGAGAGGAAGCACUGAGCAGUUUGGAGAACAACAAAGAAGGACUCCUGUAACUGGAAGUGUGCUCACGUUUUAUUCACAGUGUGUCGACGGUCUCUCUGCUGUUCUCUUUGGGGUUGUUUGUUGUUUGUUUGCCACUUCAAUGUUCAUUCAUUCAUUCUUCAGCUCAACUGUACGGCACAGUAACAUGUCUGAUAUUACAAUAAAAUAUCUCAUUAAA
Pseudoliparis swirei is the source of this 911-nucleotide messenger RNA. RefSeq lists its product as uncharacterized. The record is from RefSeq and is a predicted model, not a curated record. The transcript is spliced from 5 exons. Gene Ontology annotation, molecular function: serine-type endopeptidase inhibitor activity. The coding region runs from base 67 to 696 and encodes 209 amino acids. Lineage: Eukaryota; Metazoa; Chordata; Actinopteri; Perciformes; Liparidae.